Messenger RNA from Cyprinodon variegatus (sheepshead minnow), 1330 nucleotides. RefSeq names its product survival motor neuron domain containing 1 (gene smndc1). Gene Ontology annotation, cellular component: cytoplasm; nucleus; precatalytic spliceosome. The transcript has 6 exons. Gene Ontology annotation, biological process: regulation of alternative mRNA splicing, via spliceosome; mRNA processing. NCBI's taxonomy places the organism in Eukaryota, Metazoa, Chordata, Actinopteri, Cyprinodontiformes, Cyprinodontidae. Gene Ontology annotation, molecular function: RNA binding. Bases 158 to 874 code for a protein of 238 amino acids. The record is from RefSeq and is a predicted model, not a curated record.
AGCAGUGUAAUAUAGCUGGGGUUUCCGGUGAGCUACUCACACACAAGGGAGAAGAGCCCAUUUUAAGAUUAGUUAACGAUUUUGUUAGACGUAAUCGACUUUGAAUAUUAUUUAUUGUUAUAUUGACAAGGCAAGAGUUUCGAAACAAAGCGCACAGAUGUCUGAAGAACUGGCGAAACAGCUGAGCAGCUACAAAGCACAGCUACAGCAAGUAGAAGUUGCUUUAUCAACCGAUCCAGAUAAUGAAGACCUCCAAAAACUUCAGAAGGACUUGCAGGAAGUCAUUGAUUUGACCAAAGAUCUCCUGAGUGCGCAGCUCAUUGAUGGGGCUUCCAGCACCAGUGGUUCAGCGUCUGUACCAGUGAAGAAAAGCUGGAAAGUGGGUGACAGAUGUAUGGCAGUAUGGAGUCAGGAUAGCCAGGUGUAUGAAGCUGAGAUUGAGGAGAUAGACCGAGAAAAUGGCACUGCUGCUGUUACGUUCAUUGAAUAUGGGAACGCUGAAGUGAUUCCCCUGCAGAACCUCAAAGUAGUGGAAGAAGGGAAGCGAUCUGAGGAGGACGGAGGGGGAAAAUCAAAGUCAAGAAAAGAGCAAAUAGCAGAGCAGCGAGAGUAUAAGAAGAAAAAAGCCCAGAAAAAGGUGCAGAGGAUGAAGGAGUUGGAGCAAGAGAGGGAGGACCAGAAAUCUAAGUGGCAACAGUUCAACAACAAAGCUUAUUCAAAGAACAAGAAAGGACAGGUGAAGAGGAGCAUAUUUGCAUCCCCAGAGAGCGUAAAUGGAAAGGUGGGAGUGGGAACAUGUGGUAUUGCAGACAAACCUAUGACCCAGUAUAAUGACACGUCCAAAUACAACGUCAGACAUCUGAUGCCUCAAUGACCUAACAUGCUCUGUACAUAAUUAUCCACUGUGUACUAGUUGUAUCAGUGCUUUUUGUUGUGUUUCUACAUGAUUAAAGUCCCUCAAGUAAUGAAAGCUUUUAAAGGAACUGGUUGGACACCAGGAUUUGAAAUGUCGCUGUAGUUCUCUUGUAUAUUAUAGAACCUCAACUAAAAAGAAUUAGAUAUUUUUUCCCAUUAUUGUUGUCUAAAAACAUUAUGAACUAUGGAAAAGCUGUGGAGUUUGUACUUAUUUUAAGAUGAAGCAAAACCUCCUCUAAGAUGUUUAUAAACUUAGGCCAUUUGAUUUGGAGUGCACAUUUGAUGCUGCAUUGUUAAAUUCUCAUCAAUAAUGGCAAGGAGAUCUGAUUCAUUAUGUUAAGGCUUUGGAAUUCCUGGACAUUUUAAUUUCUGUAUAUAUAUAAAAAUGGUAAAAUAAACAUUGUUUUGUUUUCAG